AUGUCAGCCAGUCAUGAUCAGAAUAUGGAAGGAAGUUCUACCGAGACACUAGAUGCGGCUCAACACGCUGCAACCGCCUUGGCUGGUGGCCAAACACCUCUCAUGGGCGCCCAAUCGGAUGCUGAGUUUGUGGUUGAUGUUUUCAUCGAAGCUGUCAAAGACGGAAAUUUAAAGGUGGUGAAAGAUGUGGUUGAAAGUGGAGCCAUCGAUAUUAACAAAGACUGCUGUGAUGAACUUCCGGGGCUGCAUUGGGCCUGUAUUAGGAAUAGACUUUCCGUAGCAAAAUUCCUAGUACAUAUGGGAGCGAAUCCUAAUCAAACAGCUGGCCCUGAGAGGGCUACCGCUUUGCACUGGGCCGCAAGAUAUGGUCACGUCUACAUUGUUGAUCUGCUUCUCAAGCAUGGCGCUGAUUCAAUGCUCGUGGACGGGCAGGGCCUUAACAUUUUGCAUUUUAGCGUCUACAGUUCCAAUAUUUUGCUUAUUGUUUAUGUCCUUUGUUUCGUCGUAAACAACAAUAACAAUAUCGACAUCGAUUCAAGGGAUAAGAAUAAUAGGACACCGUUAUUGUGGGCAGCAUAUCAAGGCGAUUUUCUCACUGUAGAACUUUUGCUAAAGUUUGGUGCCACUGUUGCGCUAGUAGAUAAUAGAGGUUUCAAUGCACUUCAUUGUGCCAUAAUAGGAGGUGACCAAAGGGUCAUAUGUGAUCUAGUCCUUAGCGGUGCAAAUUUUUACGAAAGAAAUAAUCAGAAGCAAGACUGUUUUGAUCUAGCUGAGGGAAUGGGAACAAAAUCACUAUUCGAGCACGCGUUACAACAUCAUGGAUAUGACAGACUUGGAAACCAAAAGGAUAAACUAUUCAGAAAAAUCUCGCAUGCACAGUUCACGACAUUUUUGUCACCUUUUUUACUUAUGAUUUACACUUACUCGAUUUCGCUGAUUCUUUCUCCAGUGCUAGCCAUCAUACUUUCUCUACUGGUAACCGUUGUUACCGUGAAUACUCUGAAAAAAUUUGUAUUACCUUCUUUUCCAAAAAGAAACAUCUACAAAGUUUCUUUAACAAGAACACCCUUUUUCAGUGGCCUCUUCUUAUCCACAUUCUGCUUUCUGAUAUUUAUAUGGACAAAAAAGUUGUAUCCAUACAGCGUUUCUGACUAUACUAUGAAAAACAUGCAAUUUUUAACAACUUCUCUUUUCACUAUCAUAAUAUUCCUGAAAUUGGUAAGAUCGGAUCCUGGAUGUCUAAAGACGGACGAUAGUUCCACUUCAAUACAAGAAACAAUAAAAAAGUUGAUUCAGUUGGGAAAAUUUGACAAGGAAAAUUUUUGCGUGGAAACUCUAGAGAGAAAAUCGUUAAGAAGUAAAUACUCUGUUUUCAGUGGGGCCCUAGUGGCCAGGUUUGAUCAUUACUGUCCAUGGAUUUAUAACGAUAUUGGCUUGAAAAAUCACAAGCUUUCUUUGUUUUUCGCUAUGACAGUCCAAUAUCACAUGUUUUUAUUCAUGUGGUUGAGUUUAGCGUAUUUUAAGAAAACCAACCAUAUUUACGAACAAGUUGAUGAGUAUGCAAAAUGUACAUUCCUCAAAAAUGAAACUUUAUGUAAAGGUUCCAAUUACGAUCCCUCUACCUUCUUUUUAUUCAUCUGGAUCAGUGUAAACUUUGUGUGGCUGGGAGCUAUGCUGAGUGUUCAGUUUUUCCAGAUAUUGAAGGGAAUUACAACUCCUGAAUUGUUCACUUUGAUUAAGGAAGAACGAAGAGCAGAGACUUUCAAUCUAAUACCAUUCGAGAACCCAAUAUAUUCCAUCCAGAAUACUAAGGACAGCGAUAUAAGGUCCGAAAGUCCAGUUGGGACAGCUGUCACUCACACUAUUUCUAUUGACAGUUUGGAACCAAGAGAUAAACGCCAUGCAAUUCUAAACGCGUGCUUUUCAAUGGUUGGUAUAAACCAGUGGCUUGUCACCCUCAAGGAAAUGUUCGGCAUAACCCACCUUUUGCGUGGGCAAAUUCAACCGCAACACCGCACUUCGUUGCUUCUAAACUUUUUAUUGACGAACCACUGGAAGACAAACUUGACAGAUUUUUGGUUAAACAGUGAUGUAACGGCGCCCUUAUGGCAGCGAUUCUUCUACUCUUCUGACACUUCAAAGGCUAUGCUAGGUGGUGUUGAAGUAGACUAUUACGAGUUAUACGAAUAUCCCGCCCGAGAUGGGGAAACGAUACGUUCAGGCUAA
Saccharomyces kudriavzevii IFO 1802 is the source of this 2226-nucleotide messenger RNA. It is a transcript of the gene AKR2, whose product is annotated as putative palmitoyltransferase AKR2. The record is from RefSeq and is a predicted model, not a curated record. Gene Ontology annotation, cellular component: Golgi membrane. The coding region runs from base 1 to 2226 and encodes 741 amino acids. NCBI's taxonomy places the organism in Eukaryota, Fungi, Ascomycota, Saccharomycetes, Saccharomycetales, Saccharomycetaceae. The transcript has a single exon. Gene Ontology annotation, molecular function: protein binding; palmitoyltransferase activity. Gene Ontology annotation, biological process: protein palmitoylation.